This is a messenger RNA of Phytophthora nicotianae INRA-310, 477 nucleotides long. RefSeq lists its product as hypothetical. The transcript is spliced from 2 exons. The record is from RefSeq and is a predicted model, not a curated record. Bases 1 to 477 code for a protein of 158 amino acids. NCBI's taxonomy places the organism in Eukaryota, Oomycota, Peronosporomycetes, Peronosporales, Peronosporaceae.
AUGACCGUGGCUGAGAACGAUUUAAAUGGGACAUCGGUAGGGCAGAUUCUGCCCCAGCUUCACCUAAAGCGGCCUAUUCCAGCUCGAGGGGUUCUCUCUCCGCCACGCGCGGCACGACAAGCUCAAAUGCCACGACUGAGCGAAUCCGCAGCAAGUUUUCCAGUCGCACGACUCGUGGAGACGUUUUUGUACUUGUGGACGGUAGUGGCGAUCUUGCUCGGUAUUAUCCUGGCUUGUCUUGUGCUUUAUAUGCUCUACUUUAAAGAGGGCGGGAACUUAACCCCCACACUGCCAUUCAACUUGGCAGCCUACAGUGGACUCGCUAUCACGUUGGCGUCCUGUUUUGGGCUCUACGGGCUGCUUCAUCACCGGAAAAUCGUCACGGAAGGCGGUCGCAACUACUCACUUGGAAUGGUACCAUUGGAGCGAUCAUUGUGGUCGUUGCUGGUGCAAUGGCAUUGUCGCUUGUUCACGUAG